UGUUGGUGUUUUACCAGCGUGGCAUAUAAUUUAUCACAUUUAUCCCCACCACACAACACAAAGUUAUCAUUCUUCUCAAAUAAUCUUUAUAAGAGCAGUUUUUUUAGGAGAAACAGACUUUUGAUCUUCAUGACUGGUCGGUGAAUGGUGAUUCAAUGAAUCUCUUUCUGUUUCUGCCUUAUUUACUGCUCCUCGCAGUAAUUUCUUGCGAGCUUCCGAAAAAGCCAGAUGUGGACAAACUUUUCAAGGAUGGCCAAUCAGCGACGCAAUUAAUCAAGGGCAACGGCGAGUUAAUCGUCCUCGUCGGCGUCACUGGCACAGGUAAAAGCACCUUGUCCAAAUUUCUGCGGAAGGAUGAAACGUUGACGGUCGUCGAAAAUGAGCAGAUGGACUGCAUUUUUACCGAUAACGAAACUCGAAUCGGCAGCUUGGACAGCAUGACAUCCAAAACCUUUUUCCCAAAUACUGACCUCGACCUUCAAACUGGACUCCCGAUCGUUGACAUGGCCGGUUUUCGGGACACGCGCAGCGCCGAGUAUGACUUGGUCGCCGCAUUUUUUAACAAAAAAAUUUUGGAUGGUGCGAAAAAGAUGAAAAUUGUAAUCGUAGAAAAUUAUUCCAACGUUUUGCUCAAUAAUGACCGCUUGGCGUUUAUCACAACAUUUAGGCACUUGGCCCAUCUUUUGAAAGGAAACAUCGAGUCGUUUGGGGAAUCAAUCAGCUUGGUCGUGACCAAAGUUUACGAGCGGAAAAAUGAUGUUCAAACAAUUAGAGCAAUUAAAGUUUUCCUCGGAAAGACCGAAGAGCACUUGAACCAACAGAUGAUUAGUUUGGAUAAAAAUGACAAUUCCUCAAUGGCUAGUUUGAGGGACCAAAUAUUGCUUGUGCAUUACGUAAGAGAAAAAGGAAGCAUUGCCAUUUUCCGUCGGCCUGACGAAGUUCAGUCGCCGUGGCAAUCAGAGCCUCUUAGAAAAAAUUACGAAGACAUUCGGAAUCUUAUUUUCAACCGAUUGAAUUUCUCUAAAAGUUUCAGCAAAGAUUUUGAAGUCUCAGUUGCACCCGAAACUGUGAUUUACAUCAGAGACAAUCUGAUCACCACAUCUAGAGCUAAAGUAGACCGACUGUUUAAAAUGCAAUACGAAAAACUGGCCGAUAAUUUUGACGUGAGAUUAGAAUAUCGUUUCAAUCGGAUUGAAGAUAAAGUUGAUUCCGACAUAAAAUACUGCAACAACCUUUUGGAAUUUCAGCGCAGCAUUGACAAUUUUAAUGAGCUAGAAGCUUUAAACCAAAAUUUGACGGUCCGUCUUGAGUUUCAAGACGAGCUGGAAUUGGAAACGCAGAAAUUGUUGUUUUUUUACCAAGUCGCCGAGCAGCAGAACUUAGCAAAAAUUUCAGCAGAAAUUGAUAACAUGCUCGGCCGGAAACAAAUAUUUUAUGCCGAUGUACAAAAUGCGCAUAAUUUCAUGAAAUUCUUGCAAAGCUUGAUGGCAGACUUUGAAUUGUAUUCGGUCCAGUCAUCCGUACCUUCAAAUUGGUAUAAAUACCAAUCAAACUUGACCCUUUUCAUAAACUACUUAUGUAGUUUAGGCUUUAGCUACAAGCCAAUUCAGCUCUCGGCAGGUCUGAUCGAUGGAAAAUUGGAACUCGCAUCUAUUUUGAGAGAUGUCAUUGACGAGUUCAAACCUCAGCUUGAAAAUUUCACUGUGGAUGGAAAUACAAUAAUUUUUAGUGGAAAAAACGUCGUCCUGAGCCGAAUCUCUGAAACAAUUUCUAAAUACAACAGAAAAACCCAUCAGAUCGUAAUUAUUGCCACAAAAAAACUAUUCAUCGACUGUGACCUCAGCCUGCAGGAUACGCACUUGGCAAUGAUUGCACCGGUAAUUGAAGUUGUGGAAAAAGAAAGAACCAUCAAGCUCACCGGAUCAUCAGGCAACCCAUUUGAUAAACCAGCGGAUUCUAAUAUUUCUGGCCUUUCAGGAGCCAACGGUCAAAAUGGAAACGAUGGUUUUAGUUCUGGAGAAUUGAAAAUUAUGGCUUUGGAGGUAAAAAAUGUUUACUGGCUUUUUGUCAAAAGCACAGGAGGUUCCGGAAGCGAUGGACAAUCAGGAGGAAACGGUUUCAGUUCAAAUAGCGUCUCCUAUCCCAACGACUUGUCGAGUUUUUUUAAUUAUGGUAUCUAUCGCGAAUUUGGUGUGGACCGUCUGAUAGGAUAUCAAUAUCACUUGAACGUUCGAUCGUCAGAAGGAACAAAAUUCAUCAGAGCCGAAGCUCGAGGCAAUGGUACCGCGUCCAACGGUGGAAACGGGGGAAAUGGCGGCGCCGCAAGUGGCGCCGGUUCUAUUGACUUUCUCCUUCGCCGGCCGGAAGAAAUCAGAGUGAGUAGCAAGUAUGGAGCGGCUGGUUUCGGUGGAAAGGGAGGCUUAGCUGGAGAGUGGCAUUGCCUUUUUAAGGAAUUCAUUUGCAAAAGAGAAGAGUUUAAGUUUUUCCUCCAGAAAUCGAAGAUCAGAUUCCAUUGUCAUACCGAUUCUAUUGGAUAUUGCGGCAGUGUGGCGGAAAAUGGCAGCAAUGGAGAGGCGGGAGGGUUUAUUCCAACAAGGUACAAAUUCAGUCAUUUAGGACUGCGCCAGCUCGUGACCUUCUUCUGGAGUGCAGCUAGUAAAAUAUACGUAAAAGCAGAAUUUUAUCCAAAGGAGACCGAAGAACUUUGGAAAUUUAUCAGCUUCACAAACGGUCAAUGAUUUUGCAUCUGAUAAUUUUCAAUAAGCCCAAGGAAAAGGCCAAAGGGACGCAAAUUUUUAGAGAGAAAUUCAUCCGAAAGGUUUCACGUCUCACAAGCUUUUGAAACAGAAUAUUUGUUAAAAGCUUCGGGUAAAUUUAUAUAUUUUAAAAAAUAAAAAAUAUGAUCUGGUGUAUUCUCUGCAUGCAUUUCUGGUUUUAUCAAAUCUCUUGUAUAAGUUCUUUGGUUU
Molecule: messenger RNA, 2966 nt
Organism: Neocloeon triangulifer
Lineage: Eukaryota; Metazoa; Arthropoda; Insecta; Ephemeroptera; Baetidae
Exons: 3
Coding region: 156-2738 (860 amino acids)
Source: RefSeq, a predicted model, not a curated record